GUUUAAGCCACUCUUUAGUUAUCUUUUUAUUUUUAUUAAGGAACGAAGGUUGUUCAAGUGUAAUUGUUUUUCGUAAUGACCAGGACAUCUGUAGUGCAGUGGUAUCAUUGACUUGUGUGGAUUUUUAUUGUUUAUUGUGUGCCCUGAGAUGUUUAAGUUAACCUUACAAUGGUAUUGAAGGAUCGUAUCAACAAAAGGCAUAAACCAUCGUUUCGCUCAUCAAUGGAUCCGGUGGUGUCAUUAAAACCGGACAUUAAUUAUUUUCUUCCUAUGUAAUGACUUGAAGAAACGAUAGUUUAUUUCAUGCUUCUGAUGUUAUGUUAGUUGGUCUUAUAUGAUAAGGAAGACUUGUUUGUUUUUUAAGUUGAAAUUAGAAGAUGAUUGGAAGGCAUAUUAGCUAAGCACAUCACUAUGGAGGAAUAUGUAACUAGAAUUGGUGAUGUUACAAUUCAGCGAGUUAUACCAGGUGGGGCUGGUCCUCCUGUUGAGCCAGUUCGGGUUAUGGAAAGUGAAGAACUUCUAAGAGCUGUUAAGCAAGAGCCAUUAGAUGAUGAGGAAGAAGAAGAAGAGGAAGUGGAUGAAGGAGGAGAAGAAGAAGAGGAAGAACCUCAAGGGGUUGAUGAUGAAGGGAGAGAACUACUUGAUGAGGAUAAAGAAGAAAUCCGAGUCAAAGUGGAGGUAGAAGAUGAGGUAGAAGAGGAGGAAGAUAUAGACGCUAAUGAGUCAGAAAAUACACAGAAUGAAGGUAAGGAGGUUGAAGAGGAGGAGGAGGAGGAAAAAGAUGAUGAUGAAGAUAAUGAAAGUAGUAAGAGAAAAGCAGACGAUGAUGAAGAUUCAGAAAGCAAAGCGAAGAAGAAGAAAAUGGAAAAUGAAGGAGAUGCUGAUAAAAAGAAAAUAUCUAACCUGAGAAGAAACAUUAGGGAAGUAAUGGAUGAAGCUCAGUUAGACGAAGCAACCCUUGCUGCCCAACGACAGGAAGCUGAACGUCUUAGAAGAGUUCAAGAUCAACAAAAAUAUUUAAGAGAGGUUCAGCGUCAAAUACAGCUAAAUAAACAGAACACCAAAACUCAAAGCCGUGUGAUCUCAUUGCUUCAGGGUGGCUCAACAUCACUGUUAAAGACAAGUGCUGUACCUAGUAGCAAUAGCGGUAGUAAUAGUAGUUCUCCAAGCACUGUUCUGGUUAAGCUUGGUUCAGGACAGCAGCAAGCACUUAACCGGAAGACUCUCGAAGUUUUAAGGGGAGGAAAAACUAUAAGUACAGUAGAACCUGCCAGACCUGGGAUUACGAGGGUAACACCUAGUAAUAGGCCGGCUAUGGUAACUCCGUCUGUUUCUAUAGCUCCCGUUAAACCAAUAGUUCCUGAUGGGCAAAAGAAAGACCCAUGUGAUGCAGACGUCGUGACGAUCUCUUCUUCAUCGGACUCUGAGGACGACUGCAUUGUCAUCUCUGAAGGAGAAGGAGAAGAGGAAGAAGAGGAGGAUGAUGUUGACACUACUAAUUCUGGAAUGCAUACAAAUGACUUGUACAAUAUACCUGAUGAACAAGGAAGAGUUCUUAUAAAUGUUGGCAAACCUGAAUCAGAGCCUGAGAUUUAUCUUGCUCCACAAAUAGCCAGGAUAAUUAAGCCACAUCAGAUUGGUGGUGUCAGAUUUUUAUUUGAUAAUGUUGUUGAAAGUAUCGAGAGGUUUAACAAUUCAACUGGUUUUGGCUGUAUUCUUGCACAUUCAAUGGGACUUGGAAAAACACUACAGGUGGUUUCAUUUUGCGAUGUUUUCUUAAGGGAAACAUCUGCAAAGACUGUAAUGUGUAUAAUGCCUAUAAAUACAUUACAAAAUUGGGUCGCAGAAUUUAAUUUAUGGCUUCCUACUGAUCCUACAAUCUCUUCACUCGCUGUUCAUGGCGAGGUUAGGCCUCGAAAUUUCGGCAUAUUUGUUUUGAAUGAUAUGCAUAAAACGAUUGCUGCCCGUGCAAAGGUUGUUGAAGAAUGGAAUAGGGAUGGAGGAGUUCUUCUUAUAGGUUAUGAAAUGUACAGACAGCUGUCUUUGAAGAGACCUGGUAGAUUAAGGAAAGGAAAAAAGAGACCUCCAGAUGAGGAUGUUGAAGAUGAAAAAAAUAAACCACUAUUAGAAGCAAUGCAUGAAGCAUUGGUUCGUCCUGGACCAGAUCUUGUGAUUUGUGAUGAAGGCCAUAGGAUAAAAAAUUCACACGCUUCCAUUUCACAUGCUCUAAAGCAAAUUAGAACUAAAAGGAGAGUUGUCCUGACCGGAUAUCCUUUACAAAAUAACCUCCUUGAAUAUUGGUGUAUGGUUGACUUCGUAAGGCCUAAUUAUCUGGGUACAAAGACUGAAUUUUCAAAUAUGUUUGAAAGGCCAAUUCAAAAUGGACAGUGUAUUGAUUCUACUCCUCAAGAUAUAAGGCUCAUGAGAUAUAGAGCUCAUGUUCUCCAUUCACUUUUAGAAGGAUUUGUUCAAAGGCGCAGCCAUUCUGUAUUAAGGAAUACUUUACCCCAGAAGGAAGAGUAUGUUAUUCUAGUUCGAAUGACAUCUUUUCAGAGACAAUUAUAUGACACAUUUAUGAAUGAAGUUGUUAGAACAAAAGCAGUUCCCAAUCCUUUAAAAGCCUUUGCUGUUUGUUGUAAGAUCUGGAAUCACCCUGAUAUACUUUAUAACUUUAUUAAGAAAAAGGAACUCGAUGAGCUACAAGACUUGGAUAUAGAAGAAACUGCUAACCUCCAUACUGGUCCUAAUUCUCCUAGGAGACCAUUAGCGCCUAAAGACAAGAAAGGAAAAACAGUUAAAAAGGCUCAGAUUGCUGCCAUUAAGCCUGAAGUGGCCGCACCUCCUCAACCUCAGAUAACAACUCCUGAAAUUAAGACUGAAGAUAGGAAAUUUGAUUUUCCUCAACAUCCUCAAAACUCAUCCACUGGAUCCUCUGGAUAUGGAGGUUAUUAUCCUCCUCCUCCAUAUCCUGAUGUUUCUUACCCAUACAAUAGACCUCCAGCUCCUGGUAUGUAUUAUCCUGGUUAUUAUCAGGAUAAUCCAACCUACUACUCUCCAUAUGAUAGUGGAUACCCUGGAUAUUUUGGUAACUUCGGACCCUAUCCGGGUCAAAAAAAUGAAGAAUUUGAAAAACAAUCUUGGGGAAGCAAUUACGGUCCUAAUAAGGAUAAAAAUUUGAAAUCACCAAAAGAUUUUGAAUCCACAAAACCUGGAUUUCAAGAAUUUCAUCAUAUUAAAGAAGAAAAAACUGAAAUAAAGGAAGAAAAACAGCAAUUUAACUGUGGUUUUUCUGGAGGACAGGUUUCUUAUAACUAUAGGAAUUAUAGUGGAUACUCAGAAUAUCCUUAUCCGUCACAAGAAUAUCAACCUCCCUGGAAUAAAGGAAAUUAUUCCAACUUUUCUCAAGAAGAAACUCCUGGAUCUGGAAAUUUAGAAAGAAGUGCUCCGAAAUCUGGAAAUUCUGUAACCAUGGGUGGUGAUCAAAAGAAUACUUACUCCAGCAAUUCUAAUCAGCCAGAUAGUGUUCCAAAAUUAAACACUAGUGAGGAUAGAUCACAUUGUCAGUCAAAUCAAACUGCUCCUCACGGUAUACAUGAGCGUAAUCAAUCAAAUCAAAAUAUAAAUGAAACAAAUUCUCUACAUUCUAGUUCAGACCAGCAAAGGCUAAUUGGAAACCAAGACCAUUCUGGUGGAAACCAAAAUUUACAUCCCAAUCAUGGAAAUGUUCAAGCUAACAAUAUGGUUAUGAUGUCUGAUGAUCAACAGAGAAGGACUAACCAAGAUCAUAUUACUAGUAAUCAGCAAGGAUUAUUCAUGCAGCAGAGGAGUGAUAAUAGCCACGACGCCUUAUCCAGAAAUCAUGAUAAUUUGAUAAGAAAUAGGAAUAGUCAAGAAAUGGAACUCAACAGAUUACAUGCUAACAGUCAUAUGAUGAGUGGUCAGGGAAGCCAUAGUUCUCAAGAUCAAUCCCAAAUUACCCAGCAAAACAUGUAUGGUAAUAAAACCCAAGAUAAUGAAUACAGGACUCCUUGUAAUCAGGAGCGUCUUCCAGGACAGCCCGUAUUUAGCAAUUUCCAAAGCAAUAAAGAUUAUUUGAUGUCUAAUCAAAACUUGAAUAUGAGGCCUAACGUGUCAGAUGACUGUAGAGUUCAAGGUAAUCAGGAUCAAACUUUGAUUCAUCAACCUAACAACUUCAAUACUCAGAGAGCUGAACGUAUGAUGCAUGGAGAACAUGUUUCUAGUGUUCAAAAUAUUCAAGAAUCACAGGUUCGAAUGCAAAAUUCCCAAGAGAGAAUAACUGGAUCUCAGACUUCAUUUGGUUCUCAAGAACUUCAAAAGAGCCCAAGGAGUAUGCAAAAUAUUCACGAUGCUCAGCUUAGAGGAAGUGGUACUCAAGAUAAUAUCCCCACUAGUCAACAAAACUUAUAUGGAAAUCAGAGAACUGAACUUAUUAUGCAAGCCAAUCAAGAACAUAGUUCACAACACAAUAUGUUUGGUAGUUUGAGAAGUGAACAUGGCAUGAAACAUAUUGGUCAAGAACAAACUUCUAACAAUCAAAAAAUUAUGUUUGGAAAUCAAAGAGGAGAACACAAUAUUCAGGAACAUAAUUUGCAAUCCUCUCAAAAUGUUUAUUUGAAUCCAAGAAAUGAACGUUCUAUGCCACCAAAUCAGGAAAAUAUGCAGAAUACGCCACCUCAUGUUUAUGGAACUCACAGGGGAGAUACUAGUCUUCAAGAACAACUAUCUGCGUCACAACGUAACAUGAACACAAAUCAAAGAAGUGAUAGUAAUACAGUUAAUCCUGAUCAUAUUAUAAACUCACAGCAAAAUAUGUAUGGCAAUCAGCAUAGGAAUGAACAUAGUGUACAAAAUAAUCCUGAACAUAUGGCAGGUAUGCAGCAAAAUAUAUAUAGUAAGGAACGGGGUGAUAACAUGCAGCAUAGUUCUGAACAAACAGAUCUGUUUGGUAAUCAAAGAGGUGAACUGAAUAUUCAUGAACAUGCAAGUUCUCAGCAGCAGAAUUUGUUUAACAACAUAAGGGCUGAUCAUGGAAUGUCAAUUUCUCAAGAUCGUUUGUCAUAUAAUCAGCAGAAUCUUGGUAGUCAAACAGAUAAUCAGCAAAGAGUUCAUAUUGGAACUGAACAUUUGACAAUGAACAAUCAACAUAUGUUUAGUAGCAGAAAUGAACAUGGAGCUCUUGUAAAUCAAGAACAUUUACAACAGAACCCAUCGGGAAACCAAGAGAAAGAUUUAAAAAAUAGAAUUACUUCUCAGGAUCGAUCUGGAAAUAAUCAGAUUUUUGGCAAUGGUCGAAAUGAACUUGUCCAAAGCAACUCAGAUCGCAGACAUAGACAUCAAGAGGGGUUUGUAGGAAAUCAAAACAUUCAUGAAUUGGAUUCUAAACUGAGUGGUCAAAAUUUAAAUUCUGUUAACCCACAGAGCAUUUAUACUGGCCAGAGGAUUGAUCAAAGUAUGCAUAACACUCCUGAGGAAAGUGGCCAACAAAAUAUUUCCAGCAUUCAGGAAAGAAUAAAUUCAGAUCAGUUUAGUGGAGGGCAUAAUAUAUAUGGAAAUCAGGAUGAUAUGUAUAGAGGACAAAAUAUUCAUGAAAAUCAGCACAAGAUACAAAAUCAAAUUCCUCAACAAAAUAUUUAUGGAAACCAAUUCAUCGAUUGCAGCUCAAUGAGGGGAUCUGAUUUGCAAGGUAAUGCCCAGGCUGUUAGUUCUCAAAACCAUCACCAAGCUACCAAAAGGAGUUCAAAUAAUGAUCAUAUGUCAGCAGUUCGACCACAAGAAUCAUUUGACCAUCAAGGAAAUGAUCAUAGUAUGCAAAAGAUAAUGAAAACUGAUAACCAACAAAAGGUUCGUUCUGUUCAAGAAUGCAAUCCAUCUCAGUUCAACAUGUUUCCAAAUCCUGAUGGACAAUAUCGACAUGGUAAUAAUCAGGAAGCUAUACAAAAUUGUCGAACUAACCUUGCAGAGAGGCAGAAUCCUCAAGAACCCUCCAAUAGAAUGCACUCGAAUGUUGAUAGGUCCAUAGGAAAUCAACCUCUUACUCAAGAUCAGAAACAUACAAAUCAAAAUUAUUUUACUAAUCAAAGUAUUCAUGAGCAACAACGAUGGAUUCAUAAUAACCAACAACUUUCUGGAAAUCAACAAAACAUGUUUGACAACCAUGGGACUGUAACUAGAGAUGACUCAUUUCAAACGAAUCAAAAUUUACUUGGGGGGAAAGUUUUUUCAGAUAAUCAGCAGCAAUUUCACAGUUCCCAAGAAUGUGGAGGUCCUGUUUCUCAGCAAGGUAUGUUUAGCCAGAAUAAUCCCAGUAACAAUCAAAGGCAAGAUCAGAAUAUGGUGAAACCGCAAAAUAUUCAGGAAAAUCAGUAUCGAAUGAGUCAUGGCCAAGAGGCUCAUAUGCGAGAUCAACAACAAAAUGUUAAUAAUACAGAACGGCAGCAAAGUUUACAUAGCAAAGAUUCUAUGCGCGGAAGCCCUCAGAACGUCAUGGGUCGAAAAAAUUCAGCUGAUCAUUUAAGCCCCCAAGGAAUGCCCAAUAAUUCAGGAAUGUAUAUGAAUCAAUUACAACAUAAUAUGCAAGGAAAUCGGGAUUACAUGCUUAGUAAUCAGUGUGGCUCUGGAAGUAUUUCAGAUGUUUCUGGUAGUCAUGGAAGCAUGCACAUAUCCCAUCAGCAAAGUGGAAUGAACAUGAAUCAAAAUCAUUUAACAGGCCAACAUGCCAGUUCCAUUAACAAUCACGAGUUGCAGAAGGGAAGCCAGAAUAUUUCAACUCAUCAAAAUUAUGCUCUACAGAAUCCUUCUCAGAUUCAUGGCAGUCAUGAGAAUCGUCAGGGAAAUCAGCCUAGUCUCCUCUCAGGUAAACAGAGCAUCUCUAGGUCUCAGAAUAAUGCUAUCAAUUCACAAGAAAUUCAACAAGGCAAUAGUAAUGAAAAUAUUCCUGGUAAUCAUCAUAGUAUUUAUGAGAAUCAGUUCCACAUUCAAAGUAACCAACAAACUAUGCAAUGUAUGCCACCUCAGCAUAUGCAAGGCCCUUCUCAGCAAAAUGUACCUAGUAACACAAAGGCUUCAAUGUUCGGGAACCAAGGAAUUUCUCAGAAUACUGGUGGUGGCAUGCAGUGCAAUCAAUCGCAUCUUCAGAGCGGUCAGCAAAAGUUAAUGGCUGGCCCUUCUGCUUUAUCCCAUAUCCAUAAUAAAGAUCUGCCCCAAGGUUCUCAUAAUAUUCCAAAUUUCAGUGGUCACUAUCAACAAAAUAUAUCUGUUGGUUCACAUAAUAUGAAUAUCGAUUUAAAUAUUCCAGUUAGCCAACAUAAUAUCCAGAGUCAGCAAAAUACUACUAAUAGUCAAAAUGUCCCUGUCAAUAAGAAUGAUUUGCAGAAAAUGCAAGGAAGUCCACCUAACGUUCCAUCUCAACAUAAAAUGAAGUCUAAUCAAGUCCUCUCUGUUAAUCAGCAAGGAACCCAGACUGGACCUGACCAUCCAUCAUCAAUGUCUUCUACGCAACAUAAUAAAGGACAAAAUAUCCUUAGCCAAGGUGGGAUGGCAUCACACCAACAAUCUCAAAACUCAUUCGAUCAAACCAUUAUUAUGAGCAAUAAAGGCAUGUCUGGAGGUCAGGUGAUACAUAGUUCACAGCAGCAGAAGCUAGGAGCACAGUUGAGUACAGGGACCCCUGAGGAUCAAACUAGAUUUGCUGGUAGGUUUAACGAACCUUUUAUGAAAGAUCAAUUCCAAGGUAAUUUUUCCAAAGCUGGAUUUUUUGGACAAGAUUACCAAUAUCCUUAUCAAAAGCAGCCUCCUUAUCAAGACAAACAGUUUAAUGAGUCACCAGGUCCUUCUGGACAUCAUUUUAGGAAAGAAGACAAUUUUGAAGAAGGAAAUUCAAAGGAAACAGAAUCUAGCCAAAAAAAUCGAGAUGUUGAAGAGGGAACUAAGAGGACUAGCAAUUCCUCAACAAAUACUGAGAGAGAAGAAGGAGAUAAAAAAGAGAAGAAAGAUGAUGAUGAUAAAGCAGAAAAGAAAGAAACACCUUCCAAGAGCAAUAAAGAAGAUCCUGGAAUUCCUUAUGAUUGGGCUACAGAGUUUCUUAAAGGAUAUACUCCAGGUGAUAUUAGUUCUUCUGCAAAGAUGGCAGUGUUCUUUUGUAUUUUAGAAGAGUCAAUAGCGCUUGGUGAUAGGAUUUUAUUGUUUUCACAGAGUUUAUUCACAUUAAAUCUUAUGGAAGAGCUAUUGCAACAACAGCUUGUUCCCGGGAGGGAAGAUGAAAAAUGGGUUCGAAAUAUUAAUUACUACAGAUUGGACGGCUCUACUACUGCUAUGGAGAGGGAAAAAUUAAUCAAUGAGUUUAACUCUAAUUCCAAUUUACAUUUAUUUCUGGUUUCUACAAGAGCUGGAUCAUUAGGAAUUAAUUUGGUUGGUGCUAAUCGUGUUAUUGUAUUUGAUGCCUCAUGGAAUCCUUGCCAUGAUACUCAAGCUGUUUGUAGAGUCUACAGGUAUGGUCAGAAGAAACCGUGUUUUGUGUAUCGGUUAGUAACUGAUAAUUGCCUUGAAAAGAAAAUAUAUGACAGGCAGAUAAAUAAGCAAGGAAUGUCGGAUAGAGUUGUUGAUGAGUGUAAUCCCGAUGCCCAUCUGUCCAUUAAAGAGGUAACAUCACUUUGCUGGGAUGAUAAGACUGAUGACGAUGGUCCAAAAGACUUCUCUAGUCUUCAGGAUUCUUAUAUUGAUGUUGUCCUACAGAAAGUUAUACAGAAGCAUUCAUCUCUUCUUAGCAAGGAACCGUUUCAACAUGAGUCACUUCUUGUUGAUCGAAAAGAGAAGAAAUUAUCCUCAGCAGAAAAAAGGCUAGCUAAACGAAGUUAUGAGUUGGAAAAACAGGCAACUACAAGACCGGUUUAUAACGGUGUCCAAAUGAAUCAGCCGAGACCAAAGCCUAUGGCUAGUGUUAGACCUAUGCAGGCUGAGAUGGGUCAAACACGGCAACGGGGUUGGAUUCCUGCUUCAGUUUGGCAAAGGCAAGGAAUGUCAGCGCAAGAGAUGACACUUCCUCUAGAUGUAGUGAUUCCAACAAAUGCUGCUGAUAGAGCUUCAAUAGUUUUGAAAGCAGGCCAGAAAGUUAUGGUUCUCAAAUCUCCUAAGGGGAUAUACAUGCAGUUGGAAAACGGGAAAAUCAUUGCUAUCAGAACUGCUUUUAAAGUAGGAGCUAAAAAGCCUGGAGAACAACAGCCAGGAAAAGGAAAUGAGAUUGGAAGGAGAACUGGAAGACAGCAAAUGAUAUCACCGAGAGGCAGGCCUGUCCGAGCUGUGGGUCCUGUAUCUAGGCCUCCACCAGUAACUGUAACUGUUACCAGAAAGAGGCCAACGGAAGAACAGGAACCAUCUGCGAGGCGGGAUGAGAAUUCUGCUUCAACGGCUCCGCCUGCUGCUACUACUGCCACUGCUACUGCUUCUGUUUCUCCAAUGGAUGUCCAAGGAGCAGAAAAAGAUGCUCCUAAUCCGUUCACUGCAGCAGCUGCUGCUUCCUUGAGUAGCAAGCAACUUACCCUGUCUUCUGCCACCCAGCACACCAAUCAGGCUGCCAAUCAGCCCCAACAGCAAUCUGCACAAGUACAAAAUAUACAAAAUCAAAAUCAACAGCAUGAUGUUCAGCAGGCUGUACCACAGUCGCCUCAUCCCUCCUUGCCACAGCCGCAACAUAGUCUGCAAAUUACUGCUCAGCCGCAACAUGCCCAGCAGUCCCUAACUCAGCCCAAACCUGUGCCAUCUACUCAGUUUCUGCAACAGCAGGCUGUCCAGCAACCACAACCACAAGUUGUCCAGCAGCCCGGUCUUCAUGGUCAGCAUCAGGUGGCGCAGCAUCAGCAUUCUCAACAGCCCAUCCACCUCUCCCAUUUAUCUCAACAGCAGCCUCUAGCUCCAUCCCAGCAAUCCCAUCAGUCCAUGUCACAUCCUCCACAGCCACACCUUCAACAUUUACCACAUCAACAGCUGCAGCAGCCAAUUUCACAGCAUCUGUUGCCAUCUCAACCGAUUGCUCCCCAUUCUCAGCUUCCAUCUCAAUCGCCACAUCCUCAGCAGGCUCUGUCUCUUUCUCCAUUACCACAGCAGACAAUCGCCCAUUCUCAAAUACCUAAGCAGUCAAUCAGUCAUCCUCAGCUCGCUCCACAGCAUCAACACCCCCAACAAUCUCUCCUCUCCCAAAGUCAACUUCCUUUGCAUUCGAUUCCACAUUCCCCGAUGCAGCCUCUUCCAAUCCUUCCACUACCAAAAAUGCAUCACUCUGUACCUAUUCACCCCCAAAUCCCUGCUCAAGCAGUUCAACCUCAUACACAGCUUCCGCCACAGACUAUUCCUCAUGUUCAGCUACCGCAGCAGUCUCUUCCUCAGCCACCACAAUCUAUGUUGCAUCCUCAAGUUCAACAUUCUCAGCAUUAUGAGCCCCCACCAAUUCCACCGUUGGUGGGGGACCAGCUUACAUAGUGGUAUCAGUAUUAUGGACUCCUGUCUAAUUGUUGAGUAUGAAAUUCUUUUUUCAUUUAUUUUAUACACGUAUAAAAAUAAAUGUUUUAUAAUUUGAUUUCACUGCCUGCGAAGAGGCAAUUUGUAUUAUAUUGUUUUUAUUGAAUUUAGUUUGUAGGUAUAUCGUCAACAUUAGCAAUGUUCUUACGACAAAAAUGUAUUUAUUUAUAGUAGAGAUUUUGUCGACUUAAUUUUUACUCGCAAUAUUGAAUAUUUCUAAUAUGUAUAUAAGUAGUUAUAUAGUGGAAAAAGAAUGUUAUGUAUAAAUUAUGUUGUUAAUCGUUCUGCAAAAGAAAACAACAAAAUAAAUAAGGUAUUGAUUAUCACUAAACAUGUAAUUAAAUUUAGUUCUCAUCUCAGUGUAUUAUAAAAUUUUAAAUAAUGAGAAUUAAAGCAGUGAGAAAUCGCAUUUAGAACGAAAAAUAUACAUAGAUAUGAAUUAUCUCGAUAUUUUAUCUGUUCCUUUUAUUUAAAUUUUUUACUAUCCCAUCGUAUUGUUAUUUUUUAGCUCGCUUUUAUUUAAAAUAGACUUAUUAAAAUGUAAAGUUUUAUUAUCUAGACGUUUACUUAUUAACUAUCCCCUCCAUCCUGUCAGAAUUUUAGUGAAUAAUCUUUUGUGAUGCUGAUCUCUUUACUGAAUAGAAAUUUUGUUUUGUCUUAUAGAAAACUUGAUAAAUAAAAAAUAUUCAUUUUGUA
Molecule: messenger RNA, 11226 nt
Organism: Nezara viridula (southern green stink bug)
Lineage: Eukaryota; Metazoa; Arthropoda; Insecta; Hemiptera; Pentatomidae
Source: the annotation of a GenBank genome assembly